AUGAAUUAUCAAAUAGAUCUGAAAAAUAAACAUUCGCGUAGCCAAGAUUUUAUUAAAAGACAAGUUUUUAAACAAGUAAUAACAAGGCGAAUGGUAAUAUGCCAACUAAAAAAAAUGAUUGACAAGAAACGAGUUGUUGAACCAGUCAGACCUAAGUAA
Messenger RNA from Cetraspora pellucida, 159 nucleotides. Lineage: Eukaryota; Fungi; Glomeromycota; Glomeromycetes; Diversisporales; Gigasporaceae. The record is from the annotation of a GenBank genome assembly.